This is a messenger RNA of Nicrophorus vespilloides, 2296 nucleotides long. RefSeq names its product repressor of RNA polymerase III transcription MAF1 homolog (gene Maf1). The transcript has 4 exons. Gene Ontology annotation, biological process: negative regulation of transcription by RNA polymerase III. Gene Ontology annotation, molecular function: RNA polymerase III core binding. The record is from RefSeq and is a predicted model, not a curated record. The coding region runs from base 947 to 1633 and encodes 228 amino acids. Gene Ontology annotation, cellular component: nucleus. Lineage: Eukaryota; Metazoa; Arthropoda; Insecta; Coleoptera; Silphidae.
AAUUGAGAAGUUUACAAUAAUUACGACAAUUAAAGGUCAUUUAAUAAGCAACAAUUACAUAAUAAUUACAACACAAUAAAAAAAACAAACAAAAAAAACUAUUCAUAUGUAUAUUGAUCAAUCCAAUUGCGGUUGUUUGUUUGGCAACUCUGCAGUCUAUUUUAAAGUGCAUAGCGCUUCGUUGCCAAAGUUACGUGUAUACAAACGGUAUUUGUUUUUAAAUAAUAUAUUCGUAUGAUAGAUAAGCCUGCGCUCACGUACAGCACCUUUAGUCAAUAACGUCAAUUGAAUUAGUUAAUAACUAUUUAUGAAAUAGCAACUGAACAUUAUUUAGUUUGUUUCGUAACUUGGCAACGCAGCUUCGUGCUAUUUGUGUUGGUGUCAAACAGAUGAUAAAGUCGCUCCAAUUUGGUAGAAUUCUUGUUGGAAUUAUUUGCACUGGUUGAUAAUAAAUUUAUUGGUUGAAAAGUGUUUCCAAUUGGAAGUUGUAGAAAUGUUGUGCGAUUCAGCGUAUUCUGAACACUAGCUAAAGGUUCUGGGCAGAUUUAUGUGGAAAAGUUCUUCGUGCUGUCGGGAGUGUAUAUAGAGAAGUGGACUCGUCCAUCUUUUACGAAAACCAAGCGGACGCAGACCAAACCCACAAUUGUUGAUAAACAUAUCUGGCAUUUAGUGUUUGAGGACAAUUAGUUAGUGCCCAAUUAGAACUAUAUUUCAAUCAAUACUAUUGUAAUGUGCCCGAACCAUUUGUUGAGCAAGAAAUCCGUUAAACGCACUUUAUUGCCGACCUACAGUUUAGUCCAUUCAAAGAGAAAAGGGAUUUUCAUACAUCCCACUGCUAUGUUCAAAAACUUUACAGUGCCGUGUUCAAUAUAAGAAGCAACAGUGAAAGUGUGUUACUCAUAAACUGAAUUUUUAUUUGUCAAAUUACACCCAAUUUCAAAUUAAAAUGAAGUUGCUUGAAAGUACACGAUUUGAAGCUAUCAACAAUGCAUUGUGCAUUGAGACUGGUGACAGCAAAAUUGCUGGUCGCAUCGAGAGCUACUCUUGCAAGAUGGCUGGAGGAGAUAAGGCCAAGUACAAGCGGUUCAAUUCUGAGGGAGUUCACCCCAAUGACCUUCAGGCACUUUCUCCACCACAAGGUCUAUCGCCAGGAAUAUCCCAAUACAGCCGCAGUGUGUCUGGGGAUGAGGAGGGACCACUCUGUGAUACCAUUAGCAGGAAAACAUUAUUUUAUUUGAUUGCAACAUUGAAUUCAGCCUUUCCAGAUUAUGAUUUCCUUGAUGUCAAGAGUGACGAAUUCAGCAAGGAGCCGUCAUUGCAGUAUGUGAUGAAUGCAAUUGACACGAAUCUGUCAGCAACUGCUAGGGAAUAUUAUUUACCCUUAAGGCAGCAACUGUGGGCUGCAGUGGAAGAUGAAAUCACUUUAUCUGAAUGUGAUAUAUACUCGUACAACCCUGAUUUGGGAUCCGAUCCCUAUGGCGAAGAUGGAUGUCUUUGGAGUUUCAAUUAUUUCUUAUACAACAAACGCUUGAAGCGUAUUGUUUUCUUUACGUGCAGAGCAAUUAACCCAAUUUAUGCUGUGGAUUCGGGUUUCGGAAGCGAUUUUGCAAUGGACGAAGAUGAAUUAGAUUAAACACGAUCGUGGAUUAACAAUACUUAUCUGAUCGUAAAUCUAGGAUUUGUAGGGCUCUGGACCUAAAAUAUGUUUCUUAAAGGGUCCAUUUUUUUUUCGUUUGUAUUUUAAAUACUGUAUUUAGUUGUUAAAAUGCGUCCACAAUGUUUAUAUUAUUUUCCUUAAUAUGUGGCACCCCUCCAAUAGAUUCUAGUUGAAAAUCUUUUGGUGAGAGCAAAAGUACAAAUAUACACAUCUUUUAAUAACACUAGGCUAGACGUCUGCUUCUUUUUAAUACGCUGUUUUGUAUGAAAAAUGGUAGACGAUCUUCAUUGUCCUUUAAUAUAAUAAUUAUAUACUGUAUGUGGUAUAUGGAAUGUUCGGUUCUUAACUAAGCAAUAACGUUUAAUCAAUCAACAUCUAUAUCUAGUAAAUUCUAAAUAAAUAUUUUUUUCGUUCAUUAUUUAUCGGUUUUGAAUAUGCCAGUAUGUUCGUCGUUUUAUGAAUUGUAUUCAAUUCUUGACAUUUAAUAAUAAUUUGGUCUAUAAGAAGCUAACCUUGCUUUGUGGACAUAUUAAAUUAAUUUCAUUUAUACUGGCAUAUUUUAAUUACAUAUCGGGAAUUAUUGCUUCUUUACGAAUUUAUUUAAAUUGUGAUUUGAUCUCAAAAUUUAUUUAUUUUUUG